Messenger RNA from Pelobates fuscus (common spadefoot toad), 3519 nucleotides. RefSeq names its product chordin (gene CHRD). The record is from RefSeq and is a predicted model, not a curated record. Gene Ontology annotation, biological process: dorsal/ventral pattern formation; negative regulation of BMP signaling pathway; multicellular organism development. Bases 16 to 2841 code for a protein of 941 amino acids. Gene Ontology annotation, molecular function: BMP binding. Lineage: Eukaryota; Metazoa; Chordata; Amphibia; Anura; Pelobatidae. The transcript is spliced from 23 exons.
UCUUUCCUGGCUAUCAUGGAUAUGUCCAGCGUCCUUCUUUUUUUCUUAUGGAUAUUGGAAGCUGAAGCAUCUCGUCUCAAGAGUGUGCUCCCCAUCCAGCCGGAGCAGGAGCCAGUGCCAUCCAAAGCACAGACAGGUUGUACAUUUGGUAGCAAGUAUUAUGCCCUGGAUGAUUCAUGGUAUCCAGACCUGGGAGAACCAUUUGGAGUUAUGCAUUGCGUACUGUGCUUCUGCGAACCGCAGAGAGGUCGCCGGGGAAAAGUAUCUGGGAAAGUCACCUGCAAGAACAUCAAGCAUGACUGCCCCACACCACCCUGUUCUAAUCCCGUCCUGCAUCCUGGUCACUGCUGUAAAACAUGCCCCAAAGCUCCACCUUCCCCCGCAAAGAGAGAAUUUGCAUUUGAUGGCUAUGAAUAUUUUAAAGAAAACGAUGAUGAUCUUUACAAUGAUCGCUCCUAUCUGAGCGCCGAUGACGUCUCGGCAGAAAACGGUCGUACAGAGUAUGUGGCCCUUCUCACAGCCCCUAAUGGUGUGUGGCCCCCAGUUACCACUGGUGUUGCCAAAGCUAGGUUCCACCUCCAGCGAUCUAACCUGCUGUUUUCCAUCAAUUACAAAUGGAUUGAAAGAUUGUCCCGUGUUCGCUUUACCGAUGCUGAAGGUUCUGUCCUGUUUGAACACCCAAUACACAGAAAGGGAUACCCACAGAGUGACACAAUCUGUGGGAUAUGGCGUUCUCUUCCCCGAUCAUCUCUACGUCUGCUUCGUACGGGACAUAUUGUAGUUUCAUUAAUGACAUCAACUUUUUCUGAACCAGAAAUCUUUGGCAAAAUCAUCCGUUUCAAAUCACCAUUCUCAGAAUCUUUCAGUACCCUUCUAACACCAGAUGCUCCCGAUGGAACUCUGGGUGGAGGACUUGCUAUGCUGACACUAAGUGACGUGGAUGACAAUCUACAUUUUAUCCUUAUGCUUAAAGGACUAAGAGGAGAAAACCAAGAAACUAUUCCAAUACUGAUGCAAAUCCAACACCAGAAUCACGUGAUUCGUGAGAUUCAAGCAAACGUCACUGGGGAGGACCUAGACUUUGCUGAAGUAUUGCCACAUCUGUCUAACCAAGAGAUGAUCUGGUUGGCCCAUGGGCAGUUGGAGAUUGCUGUACUGCCAGAGGGAAGGUCAGGAGAACGAUUAUCCGGCAAAAUCACAGUCCGGAAAUCAUGUAACACACUGCAGAGUGUAUUAUCUGGAGGUGAUGCUUUAACACCAACAAAAACUGGAGCAGUCGGUUCAGCAACUGUUACUUUGCAUGAAAACGGAACCUUGGAAUAUCAGAUUCAAGUUGCGGGAACCACAAGUGCAGUGACAUCAGUGACUUUGGAGACCAAACCUCGCCGGAAAACCAGGCGUAAUAUUCUACACGAUCUGACCAAGGAAUAUCAUAACGGAAAGGUUUGGGGACUCUGGAUGGAUGGUGAUGCUCGUGACCUGCACAUGCUGCUGCAAAGUGAACUGUUCUUUAAUGUUGCAACUGAAGAGUAUAAAGAAGGGGAGCUAAGAGGGCAAAUCACUUCAUUGCUGUACGGUGGCACAUGGGCCCGAUAUGAAGAGCUGCCGGUUCCCCUGGCUGGCCAGUUUGUGUCACCGCCUCUCCAGACUGGGUCAGCAGGUCAUGCAUGGGUAUCACUGGACGAACAUUGCCACCUGCACUACCAGAUUGUGGUUACAGGUCUCGGCCGUGCAGAGGAUGCUACACUGAAUGCACAUCUGCAUGGGUUUGCUGAGCUUGGCGAAGUCAGCGAGAGUUCCCAGGAGCACAAGAGGCUGCUGAAGGGCUUCUACGGGUCAGAGGCACAGGGCAGUGUCAAGGAUCUUGAAGCAGAACUGUUUGGUCACCUGAACCAGGGAACCGCGUUUCUCCAAGUUAGCACCAAGUUGAACCCACAUGGCGAAAUUCGAGGCAGCGUCCAUAUCCCAAACACUUGUGAGACUGGAGGUGUGCCGCUGUCUCCAGAUGAGACUGAGUUUGAUUAUGAAGUUUAUGAGGAAACUCGGCAGCGAGACCCUGAAGACCUGCGCAAGGAUCCUAGAGCCUGCUAUUUCGAAGGGCAACUUAGAGCUCAUGGCUCUCGAUGGGCUCCUGAUUAUGACAGGAAGUGCUCUGUGUGCAGCUGUCAAAAACGUACAGUGAUUUGUGAUCCUAUUGUGUGCCAACCUCUGAAUUGCACCCAAACCGUACAGUUGCCUGACCAGUGCUGCCCAGUAUGUGAGGAAAAGAAAGAGACGAAAGAGGAUAAGAGACUCGAGAGACCCCGAUUAGCAAAUGGAGGCUGUUAUUUUGAUGGUGAUCAAUCAUGGAAGGCAGCUGGCACAAGAUGGCAUCCUGUAGUUCCUCCUUUUGGACAAAUUAAAUGUGCAAUUUGUACCUGCAAGGGUUCCACCGCCGAGGUGCACUGCGAGAAGGUAAUGUGCCCACCACUCACCUGUAGCAACCCUGUUCGUGCCAGCCCAACUGACUGCUGCAAACAAUGUCCAGUGGAAGAUCAGAGCCCAGUUGAGAUGACAGACAGUAUGCAAGCAGACAGUCCUCGAUCAUGCAAAUUCGGACGCCAUUGGUACCCAAACAACAAAAGAUGGCAUCCAGCCGUGCCCCCCUUUGGAGAAAUGAAGUGUAUUACCUGCACUUGUUUGAACGGUAUCACACAUUGUCGGAGACAGGAAUGCACAGCUGCUUCAUGUAGUAGCCCGGAAAUGCGAGACUCAAAGUGCUGCCCAAAGUGCAGAGAUGCCAGUCAAGAAGAAGAUGAUAAAGUGAGAUCAGAAGAGCCAAGGAUUGGAUGGAGCUACUAACCAUAGGAGCAAGAGACACAUGGGAACUGAAUAAGGAGAUCCAAAUAAUGCCCACACUGAUAAAGCUGAAGGACACAUGGAUGCUAUGUAAACUGUGUUUUAUCCCACUCUGACGUCAUGACUGUGUAAAUGUCUCUCAUAUUAUGGUGUUGGACAUAAUGGGGACAUGGCAUUCCUUGGAAGCAAACGGAUAUUGCACCAUGGAUUCAAUCUCUACAAACUCUCAUCCUGUCUCUCGUCAGAGCAACUUCCAAACUUUCCAAAUUACAAAUGCUUGAAAUCUGCUUUGCAGACAUAAUCGAGAGGAUUGGUGAAUCCCCAUGCUGUUUUGUAAUAUGCUCUGCAGAUUUACAGACUGCAAAUGUGCAAUGCUUUGUAUGCGUGAAUGUACUGAAGUGCUCUGCAGGUUGGGAUGGGGAGAAUUUAAGUGAUGAAGAAUACAUUAUGACUGUGGAGAAAGCCUGGAUUACAUGUGUGUGCCUAUACACAUUCCUAUAUAUAGUAAGAGUGGGCAUAUAUAGUGAGCGUAUGGUCACACACAUGUCUAUCCAGUAUCACUCCACAAUGUGGGGAAACUUGUAAUAUUUAUGUUUUUUUCAGUGGGUGCAACCGCUGUAUUAAUUAUUAAGGAUGGUCGUAUUUAUUGAAUGGAAUUAAACUGCAGACAAAUAUGCAAAA